AUGGACGAAGGAUCUGCGGCCGCGGGACUCGGGGGAAGCGAGACUCCUAAGUGGAUGUCGCCGCAGUGGUCGCUCCCGUGCAGGGUGAGCGCCGUAACACCCACCCAGGUGACGGUCCGGAAGUACAACGACCCCAAGAAAACGGUCGUCGUACACAAGAACAAGGUUCGGAAGUUCGAGAUGAGUAAAGACCCGGUACUACGGUCCCUAACGGGAGACUACUUGGAGAUCGCGACCCCGGUGACGGACACGCCAGAAGACUCUCGCAAGCGCCCGAGGCGGGCAGUCGCACCCGAGGACGAGCUGGCGGCCCAGCGAGUGAGAGAACUAUUCGGCGAGACCGCAGUUGGCGAGGAGGGGCGUGAGCCGUCGUAG
Gregarina niphandrodes is the source of this 375-nucleotide messenger RNA. RefSeq lists its product as hypothetical. The record is from RefSeq and is a predicted model, not a curated record. The coding region runs from base 1 to 375 and encodes 124 amino acids. NCBI's taxonomy places the organism in Eukaryota, Apicomplexa, Conoidasida, Eugregarinorida, Gregarinidae. The transcript has a single exon.